AUGGAUUCGUCCGGCACCCCUUAUGUUUCUUACUACAGAUCUACGGGAGCAGCAGUUCUCCCUAUCCUUGCCUUUCUGUCCAUUCUGGCGUGCAUUCCCCCGUUGGUUUGGCACUCCCGGACGGGAAAUUUUCCUGCAUCCUGCCUCAUCGCCUGGUUCAUCGUUUUCAACAUCUUCAACUUCAUCAACCCACUUAUCUGGCCCACGGAUGAUGUUAGUCGAUGGUGGAAUGGCGCUGGCCUAUGUGAUGUUGAAACAAAGCUCAUGGCUCCUCUUGGAGCGGGAAUCGCAGGAGCUCUGAACUGCAUCUUUCGAUCGCUUGCAGAUGUCAUGAACACAGAUCGCACCACCCUGAUUCCCAGCAAGGCUCAGCGGAGACGAACUCUUGCUUUUGAAGUAGUCUUUUGUGUGGUUAUCCCCGUCCUGAUGAUGGCGCUCCAUUACAUCGUUCAGCACCGUCGGUAUUACAUUUUCGCGAUUGUAGGAUGCAUGCCUGCCUUUCAUCCAAGUUGGCCAACGACAGCGUUAAUCUUCUCAUGGCCACUGGUUGUUUUAUCCCUAGCUACGAUCUACUGCGGCUUGGCUAUAUACCGACUUUUCAAGUACCGCCAGCAGUUUUCCUACAUCGUUUCCAUCAGCAGCAACUCAAGCAAAUCAAGAUUUAUUCGACUCCUGGCUCUGUCGCUCGUGAUGUUGCUAGGCAGCUUCCCUGUUCAAAUUUACGUUUUCUACUGCAAUAUUACGCUGUCCCAGCCCUGGGUCCCAUACUCCUGGAAUGACGUCCAUGGACCUGCAUGGGGAAAUGUCGAGAAGUUACCAAUGAACGGCGUAGUCUAUUACGACCGUUGGAUCCAAGUCUCCUGCGGCUUUCUAAUCUUUGCUUUCUUUGGUUUCGGAAAAGAUGCAACAUUGAUGUACCGGAAAGUCCUCCUUCAGAUUGGCUUGGGCCGGUGCUUCCCUUCUCUACAACAUCCACAUAUCGUCACCAGCAAAGCCUCUGAUUCAACACGGUUUGGCUCCCUUGGUAGCCGUGUGAAGAUGGUCCCUAAGAAAUAUCAGUCCAUGGAUGACUAUUCACCGACUCUAUGGACUCUAAGAUCUAACUCUGUAUCCACGAACACCAUGACGUCGAUUGACCAUGACCGCCAUCCCUCUAGCAUGGUCAUGAUAAAUAAAACCUUGCCUCUAGCACCCCGCAUCCCAAAGACCGGCCAGCGGGUCUUUAGCAUUGCCCCAGUGGCGGAAAUCGAACUGGAUGACCAUGUGUGUAUCCAUGAAAAGACGCCAGCUUCCUCUCAGGUUUGA
This is a messenger RNA of Paracoccidioides lutzii Pb01, 1305 nucleotides long. RefSeq names its product a-pheromone receptor PreA. The record is from RefSeq and is a predicted model, not a curated record. Gene Ontology annotation, molecular function: mating-type factor pheromone receptor activity. Gene Ontology annotation, biological process: G protein-coupled receptor signaling pathway. The transcript has 3 exons. Gene Ontology annotation, cellular component: membrane. The coding region runs from base 1 to 1305 and encodes 434 amino acids.